UUGGCGGAUUAGAAUGUUAUUAUUGCUUUCGCUCUCACUCUGAACUCUAUCCAUUCUCGUUCAUACAAACUAAUUCAUAUCUGUAUGUUUUCAUUCUACAAUCUGCAAAACACAGUUGAUUCUGAGCAUAUCAUUUUGUUGAGUUAAUGGAUAGAAACAAUUAUAAUGAUUUUAGUCAAGAAGCUGAUAUUGAGAAUGACGGCGGAAGAGGUGGUUGUGGUGGUGUUGGUGUUGGUGUUGUGGAUGAACGAAAUGAGAGCAACGUGUCGUCGUAUAUACAGAGAGAAGCAGCCCUGACAGAGGUGUUACUGAAGAGUAGAGUCAAUAAUACUUCUCAGAUUGCCAUCAUUGGGGCUAAUGUUUGCCCAAUCGAAAGCUUAGAUUACGAGUUUGUUGAGAAUGAAAUCUUUAAGCAAGACUGGAGAUCUAGGAGAAGGGUUCACAUUAUUCAGUAUCUUUUUCUCAAAUGGACACUUGCCCUUCUCAUUGGGUUAAGCACUGGUCUUGUUGGCUUCUUGAAUAACCUAGCAGUCGAGAAUAUUGCUGGUUACAAGCUUCUGCUCAUUGGCAAUCUGAUGCUUAAUGAUAAGUAUUAUCAGGCAUUUGCAGCAUUUGCAGGACUGAAUAUGAUUCUUGCUAUUUGUGCUGCGGCACUCUGUGCAUUCAUUGCCCCUGCGGCCGCUGGGUCUGGCAUACCUGAGGUGAAAGCAUAUCUGAAUGGUGUAGAUGGUCAUUCCAUUUUGGCUCCGAGUACCCUUUUUGUCAAGAUUUUUGGUUCCAUUUUUGGAGUUUCUGCUGGAUUUGUUGUGGGUAAGGAAGGACCCAUGGUACACACUGGUGCCUGCAUAGCCAACUUUCUUGGACAGGGAGGCUCUCGCAAGUAUCAUUUGACUUGGAAGUGGCUCAGGUACUUUAAAAAUGAUCGAGACCGAAGGGAUUUGAUUACUUGUGGGGCUGCUGCUGGUGUCGCUGCUGCUUUCCGCUCCCCUGUUGGAGGUGUUCUUUUUGCUCUUGAAGAGGCAGCUUCAUGGUGGAGGAGUGCGCUUCUUUGGAGGACUUUCUUCACAACUGCUGUUGUAGCUAUGGUAGUGAGAUCUCUAAUAGAAAUUUGUCGGAGUGGAAAAUGUGGAUUAUUUGGACAGGGAGGUUUGAUCAUGUUUGAUGUCAAUUCAGCAGAUCCUUCUUAUAAUACUCCAGAUCUACUCGCCAUUAUGUUAAUUGGGGUUCUUGGAGGCAUUUUUGGAAGCCUUUACAAUUAUCUUGUAGAUAAGGUCCUUAGAACGUAUAGCAUCAUCAACGAGAGAGGUCCUGUUUUCAAGGUUCUACUUGUCAUUACAGUUUCCCUUCUGACUUCUUGUUGUGCCUUUGGCCUUCCUUGGCUUAUAAAGUGUACGUCCUGCCCCAUCGGCAUGGAGAAGGAAUGUCCCACCAUUGGCCGCUUCGGAAAGUACAGAAGUUUUCAAUGUCAACCAGGAUACUACAAUGAUCUGGCCUCCAUUUUCCUCAACACCAGCGAUAAUGCCAUCCGCAAUUUAUUUAGUUCAACGAAUGAAGAUGAAUUUAAACUCUCUACACUAUUUAUUUUCUUUGUUGCUAUUUAUUUUCUUGGUAUCGUUACUUAUGGAAUUGCUGUCCCUUCUGGACUCUUUAUUCCUGUCAUACUCGCUGGAGCCUCAUAUGGGCGCUUUGUUGGGAGACUUUUGGGUUCGACCUUGAAUCUUGAUGUUGGUCUCUUUGCUCUUCUUGGAGCCGCCUCCUUUCUUGGUGGCACCAUGAGAAUGACGGUCUCGCUUUGCAUUAUACUCCUGGAACUUACCAAUGAUCUAUUAAUGCUGCCAUUGGUGAUGCUUGUUCUUCUUAUUUCGAAGACUGUAGCUGACAGUUUCAACAAGGGGGUCUAUGACCAAAUAGUGGAGAUGAAGGGUUUGCCUUACAUGGAAGCGCAUGCUGAACCAUACAUGAGGCAGCUGGUCGCUGGGGAUGUAUGCUCAGGUCCGUUGAUUACAUUUUCUGGUGUCGAGAAAGUGAGUAAUAUAUUGCAUGCUCUAAGGAUGACAGGACAUAAUGGGUUUCCAGUUAUUGAUGAGCCACCAUUCUCAGAUGCACCGGAACUAUGCGGGUUGGUUUUGAGGUCUCACUUACUUGUUUUGCUAAAAGGAAAAAAAUUUGCAAAGAAUCAGGUAUUGACAGGAUCAGAAUUUUUAAGGAUGUUUCAUGCCUUCGAUUUUGCUAAACCAGGAUCUGGUAAGGGGCUUCAUUUGGAGGAUUUGGACAUCAGUGAUGAUGAAAUGGAGAUGUAUGUUGAUCUCCAUCCAGUUACAAAUACAUCUCCUUACACAGUAGUAGAGACUAUGUCCCUUGCCAAAGCUUCAGUCCUCUUUCGACAACUUGGUCUCAGACACUUGUGUGUCGUCCCAAAGACACCUGGGAGACCUCCAAUUGUAGGAAUCUUGACACGGCACGACUUUAUGCCAGAGCAUGUGUUGGGACUCUACCCGCAUAUUAUUCCUCACAAGUAGCUACACAGGCAAGUGAACGUUAUUCGGUCCAUCUGCUCGAUCACUUGACAUUUUUAUCUGUCCAUGAACUUUGGCUGGCUUAUUGCAAGGAUUCACUUCCAACAAUCAUAUGCACAUUCCUUCAGAUUUAUCGAGCUCGUAGACAAAUAUUAUGGUGUGAUUAUUGUAUAAAAGCGAACCUUUUAUUGAACUUGGCAAUUGGGUUGGUUCAAGAUAAGAUCAUCUUGGCUGGCGUAAUAAUUUCUUCACCGUAUUUCAAUUUUGUUGUGAACUGUAGACUCUUAAUUGACUGUUGCAAAAGGUUGGCAUUUUGGCAAGCUGAUAGAAAAAUAUUCAUAAAAAUUUCUGUAUGGAUGUUUUUGAAAUUGAAUGAGAAAAUGUCUUGUGCGA
Olea europaea var. sylvestris is the source of this 2909-nucleotide messenger RNA. Its product is annotated as chloride channel protein CLC-c-like. The record is from RefSeq and is a predicted model, not a curated record. The transcript has 7 exons. Gene Ontology annotation, cellular component: plant-type vacuole membrane; intracellular membrane-bounded organelle. Gene Ontology annotation, biological process: chloride transport; transmembrane transport. NCBI's taxonomy places the organism in Eukaryota, Viridiplantae, Streptophyta, Magnoliopsida, Lamiales, Oleaceae. Gene Ontology annotation, molecular function: voltage-gated chloride channel activity. Bases 147 to 2519 code for a protein of 790 amino acids.